AUGCAAAGAAGCAAAAACAAGAAGCAUAGAGAGAAGCUCCAAAUCAAAUGCUCCAAGGCCUUCUGCGCCACUUGCAGGCUAAGCCUCUCUUCUUCUUCUUCUUCGUCUUCUUCCAAAGAAGAUAUUGAAGCUCAGACGGUUUCAAGCAUAGCGCACGCGAUGGUGCAAGUGAGGCUUGACCAGAUGAUCAGAGAGCGGAGGAGAAGGGUGGGGAGAGAUGAGCGGGAGAGGAAGCUCGUGGUGAUGGUGGCGAUGGAGAAGUCGUCGUACGAUAUAAGGGAGGAUUUUAGAGAGUCCAUGGAGCAGAUGAUUGUGGCGAACUGCAUUCGAGAAACGAAGGAUCUGCGUAGGCUGUUGAACUACUAUGUGUCCAUGAAUGAUGAGGAGAUUAGAGGGACUAUACUUGAGGUAUUUCAUGAUGUUUGUACUGAUUUGUUUGUACAUUUUUAA
Messenger RNA from Salvia splendens (bonfire salvia), 450 nucleotides. RefSeq names its product probable transcription repressor OFP9. Gene Ontology annotation, biological process: negative regulation of DNA-templated transcription. NCBI's taxonomy places the organism in Eukaryota, Viridiplantae, Streptophyta, Magnoliopsida, Lamiales, Lamiaceae. The record is from RefSeq and is a predicted model, not a curated record. The coding region runs from base 1 to 450 and encodes 149 amino acids. The transcript has a single exon.